Fonsecaea multimorphosa CBS 102226 is the source of this 1707-nucleotide messenger RNA. RefSeq lists its product as uncharacterized. Gene Ontology annotation, molecular function: zinc ion binding; DNA-binding transcription factor activity, RNA polymerase II-specific. Gene Ontology annotation, biological process: regulation of DNA-templated transcription. The record is from RefSeq and is a predicted model, not a curated record. Lineage: Eukaryota; Fungi; Ascomycota; Eurotiomycetes; Chaetothyriales; Herpotrichiellaceae. The coding region runs from base 1 to 1707 and encodes 568 amino acids. The transcript has 4 exons.
AUGCCUUCACCACCCAACUCGCGGCCGAUCAAGCCAGCCAAAGACAAUCCCGCCAAAACCCCCCGGAAGAAGCCCUCGAGUAAUCGCAUCUCGGCCGCCUGCGAAGCAUGCAAGAAACGCAAGACGAGAUGCACCGGCGGUCCACCACCCUGCCAACUGUGUGAGACCCUCGGUACCGACUGUGUGAUCGACCUGUCGCUGGAUAUGAGACGCAGGGCCGCCUUCCAGCGCACCUUGGACGAGUCGCGGACUUAUCAAGAUGCCUUGAACAGCUUACUCGAUGGCAUCCGCGACGGCCCUUCGCCGCGCCUCGAAGCCAUGUUCGAGCUCAUCCGCAGCAACGCCUCGAAUCAGGAUAUCGUAAACGCUCUACAUCAAUACUCGAGCCGGACGGAGGAUGAAGACGGCGACGAUACCAUGUCGUCCCAGGUAGACGGGUCUGAAACCCUCCUGGACGCCGGCAAGAGUCCCGCUGAUACCUCCAGUUUGGGGUCGGUUACCUCCGAUUCGGCAAAGGGCAAGGGCCCCCACGCCUCCAUGCCUAUCGCCAGCUUGCUUGCCUCGCUCAAGAAUGCAUCCUCCCAGGAAGGAGAAGCCAUCCUGCACCAUUUCUUAGCACUGCGCUCCGAUGACAGGGUCGGUUUGAACAUCUGGGCGGCCGAGGGACAGAAUCUCUGGGAUGGCGCCGACGGUGUUCGUCUUCCCAGUGUUGCCGAACGCGCCAUGUGGCAUCCGGUACUGCACUUACGGUCGCAAAGCAAUCGUGUAGAAGAGCGCCCACAGUUGCCACCUGCCCCUCGACGUUUCUCCGAAGGAGCCCCCAAGACGGAGCCGGGAGAAGCAAUCGUAUCGGAUUCGCCGUCACCGUUGACUGGCUUGUCGAGACAGUCAUCCCGCUACCCCCGGGUCACCACCGAUCUCCCCAUGAGCGGAUUGACGGUGGCUUCUUCACCUGCUACUCCGUACUUCGAGUUGGUCACGAAUUUUCCAUCUUCUCAGCCGAGAUUGAACGAAUGGGAUUUGUGUGUGGCGCAAGAAGAUCAAGUCACCAGGCUCCGAGUCCCCAGACACCUCAUCCUGCCCUUGGUGAUUCCCGACGAUUCACCCAUGAGCCGCACCUACACAGACUACCUGCACGGGGCGCGGCGAAUGCUUGAGACUGGUGUCCCCGUUUCCGACGUCCUGGGGGCUACAGAAAAGGUGGCUGUCGAUUUGUUCUUCCGCCCUCGUCGGGCAACCGAUAAAUUUGACUGCGCCUCAUGGGCAUGCGAAGUCUCUCGAAGUUUUGACAACGAUGUCUUUGUCCGCCUAGCCUCGGCUUAUUUGCUCACACACAUGAUGCGGUGGCUGCUGGUCCCUACCUUGGAGAAUUACCAGAAACUCCCUGACAUGAUGAAACCGACACCUGCACAAUGCAUGGUCCCGCACAUUGGCGCGAUCGAAACAAUACCAUUGCCUCCGGUUCGGGAUGCUGCAAUCAACAAGUUGCGGGACUGGCUCACGCCUCUGAUCCAGGCGGAAUGGGGCGUGAAUUGGCCUCAUGACCUAGACUUGGCUGUCGAGCAAGACGCCUUGACGGGAGCCACAGUGUUGACCCAGAAAUUCAUCGAUCAUGUGGUCGUCUACGACAAUUGGAGUGUUGGAAGUCGCUUCCUCAUCACGUUUCCCGAGGUGGCAGGCAGAAUCCGGAUCCACGAAUUGGGAUGA